UGUACAUGUAUCUUUCAACUCUCCCCCACCCACCUGAAAUUCAACUCCAGUGACAAUUCCUCUACUCCUAAUAAUCCUACAGCUUUACAGCCACACACAAAUAUUUCUUGUUAUUGCUUUCUAGGUUGACUUGUGUUGUUGAGUUCUUUGGUCGAUAGUUGAAGAAGCACAAGAAUGAGUUUCAGAGAAGAGAGUGACGAUGGAAGAGGGGAUAUUAGGAAGCCAUUUUUGCAUACUGGGAGUUGGUACAGAAUGGGUUCUCGCCAGUCUAGCAUGAUGGGGUCAUCUCAGGCUAUUAGGGACAGCUCAAUUUCUGUUGUAGCUUGUGUCUUGAUCGUUGCUUUGGGGCCUAUCCAGUUCGGUUUCACUGCUGGUUAUUCUUCGCCCACGCAAAAUGCUAUCACAAAGGAUCUUGGCCUCACUGUGUCAGAGUUCUCUCUUUUUGGUUCUUUAUCGAAUGUCGGAGCGAUGGUUGGGGCAAUAUGUAGCGGUCAGAUUGCGGAUUACAUUGGGCGAAAAGGGUCUUUGAUGAUCGCUGCCAUACCCAAUAUCAUUGGUUGGCUUGCCAUUUCAUUUGCAAGGGAUGCAUCAUUUUUGUAUAUGGGAAGGUUAUUGGAAGGAUUUGGCGUCGGAAUAAUCUCGUACACUGUGCCUGUAUACAUCGCAGAGAUAGCCCCUCAGAACAUGAGAGGGGGAUUGGGAUCGGUGAACCAGCUUGCUGUCACAAUUGGUAUUAUGCUGGCUUAUCUGCUGGGACUUUUUUGCAGUUGGAGAGUGCUUGCUGUUCUGGGAAUAUUGCCUUGUCUAAUAUUGAUACCUGGCCUAUUUUUCAUCCCGGAGUCCCCUCGAUGGUUGGCAAAGAUGGGAAUGACUGAUGAUUUUGAAGUUUCUUUGCAAGUUCUUCGGGGUUUUGAUGCAGAUAUUUCCCUUGAAGUAAAUGAAAUCAAGCGAUCUGUAGCAUCAACAAGCAGAAGAACAACUAUUCGUUUUGGCGAUUUCAAACAGAAGAGAUACUGGUUCCCUCUAAUGGUGGGAAUUGGAUUACUGAUGCUGCAACAGCUAACUGGGGUUAAUGGUGUUCUGUUUUAUACCACUAGCAUAUUUGAAUCAGCUGGAAUUUCAUCGAGUAAUAUUGCAACAUUCGCAGUGGGUGCUAUCCAGGUUGUUGCAACUGCUGUUGCUACAUGGUUGGUGGACAAAACUGGGCGUCGGCUUCUACUGAUCAUUUCCUCUUCUGGGAUGACUAUUAGUCUCCUACUGGUUGCUGUUUCAUUCUUCAUCAAGGAUCAUGCAUCAGACGAUUCUUCCAUCUACAGUAUAUUCAGUAUCCUACCUGUAGUUGGUGUUGUGUUGAUGAUAAUUUCUUUUUCUCUUGGACUCGGGCCCAUACCGUGGCUCAUAAUGUCUGAGAUUCUUCCCGUCAAAAUCAAAGGCCUUGCUGGAAGUGUAGCUACGCUAGGUAAUUGGUUGGUUGGCUGGGCUAUUACAAUGACUACCCCUUUGCUGUUGUCUUGGAGUGAUGGAGGAACUUUCACCUUUUUCACGAUCAUGUGCGCCUUCACGCUGGUGUUCGUGGCGCUCUGGGUUCCUGAGACAAAAGGAAAAACGCUAGAGGAGAUACAGUUUUUAUUCAGAUGACAGCAUUUCUUCUACCACUUUUUCCUCCUCCUCCUCCUCCUUUUUUGCUAAAAUUUUUCCCUCUUUCCUCAUUUCUUUUUGUUGUUGUUGUUGUUGUUGUCUUCUUAUCCAUAUGGGGCGGUUCUUAUGUUGUGUACUAUGCCCUCUUUAUAGUGUCAAAUUUAGAUCUACAGCAGUCACAAAUAAUGCUUGGCAAAUUGCUUCUUCAAAUUCAUUGCUACUGCGGUGAGUCCUUUUUGCACA
Messenger RNA from Coffea eugenioides, 1881 nucleotides. RefSeq names its product sugar transporter ERD6-like 6. The record is from RefSeq and is a predicted model, not a curated record. Bases 175 to 1638 code for a protein of 487 amino acids. Gene Ontology annotation, biological process: transmembrane transport; carbohydrate transport. Gene Ontology annotation, molecular function: sugar transmembrane transporter activity. Lineage: Eukaryota; Viridiplantae; Streptophyta; Magnoliopsida; Gentianales; Rubiaceae. The transcript is spliced from 18 exons. Gene Ontology annotation, cellular component: membrane.